AUGGAUGCGAGAAGUGACGAAUUAGUUGCUGAGCUACAAAAAGCUAUAUCCAGUAAGAAAUCAGAAGUCGCUCGCCUGAAAGAAAAAUUCGACAGCUCCAACAAACACUUGGCCACGUUAACAUCGGAGAUUGCUGAGGGAAGGGCGAAAAUAGCUGCUAACAGAAUAAGAAUUGCCACUUUAGAUGCUGAAAGAUUCGCUUGCAUUCAAAUAGAAAAGUUAAAUGUUGAAUUGAUCGACAGAUUUGAUGCGAUGUGUAAAGAAAUAUGCGCAAUAAACGAAGAAACGGAGAAGCAGGCUACCGAAUUGCAAUUGGAAAUUGAAGCAGCAAAAGAUGUUAAAAGUACUGUUAGCGUUUGUAAAGAAACAUUAGGAAUGUUGCGUAGUACGAGAUUUGGUGACAACGACGACAUGGAUGAUACACGUAGGGAUAUUGAAAGUGCACAAAACGAAUUGCAGUUGCUGUUAGAUGAGGUGCAAGCUUUUGAAGUGGAUGAAAAGUCACUAAAUGAUAAACUGAGUACUGUUGCAUAUGUUGACAUUCCAUUGGCGGUUAAACAUCAAAUAUACCACGAUUUGAAGAAGCGCAAAGGGGAGUUGGUUCGUAAGCUUAUGCAUGCACGUCUCAGUCGAAGCCGUCUGGAUUCACAAUUUGUGAUGAGUGAUUUGUGAAUAUAUCAUGUCAAUACGCUAUAAUGCUGUUAGAAUUGGAAGAUUAAAUGCGAUCAACAGAGUACUGAGAUGGGUAAACGCU
Messenger RNA from Loa loa (African eye worm), 754 nucleotides. RefSeq lists its product as hypothetical. Lineage: Eukaryota; Metazoa; Nematoda; Chromadorea; Rhabditida; Onchocercidae. The record is from RefSeq and is a predicted model, not a curated record. The transcript is spliced from 7 exons. The coding region runs from base 1 to 672 and encodes 223 amino acids.